UUUUGCGGUUCUAGUGAUGGAAGUUCAUGAUAGAUACAGGUACAGAAAAGCAACAAGAAAUCCCAGUUCACGAAUCCCCAAACUAUCUCUGUCUGUCUUUUCUCUGUGGUUAUCCCCUCCAACCAAUCGCCCGCCUGGUUUCUUCUGAAAGAAAAACCAAAAGGUCUAAUCUUUGGGGUGUGGGUUCUUGAUUUUGUUGAAAAAGAUGGAAUUUUUAAGUACUUUUGGUGAGUUGUGCAAUGAGAAAUAUGAAUUUCAGGGGGUGAUGAGGAAUGGGUUGUCCUCAUCUUCUUCAUUGGUUUUGGAUAGUGGAAAGGGGGUGCUUGUGAGGGCUGCACAACAGGGAGUCAUCAAACCGGAGAAGGCUUUGAUUGCUUUGAGAAACCAUAGUGAGGCUGAGAGGAGGCGCAGGGAGAGAAUCAAUGGCCAUUUCACUACCCUCAGGAGCCUCAUCCCUGGCACAGAUAAGAUGGACAAAGCUGCAUUACUUGCCAAGGUUAUCAGUCAGGUAAAAGAACUGAGGGCUAGUGCAGCAGAAGCUACAAAAGAAAUUCUCGUGCCAAUGGACAGGGAUGAACUAAGAGUUGAACCUCAAGUCGGAGAAUUUGAGGGGGCGUUGUACUCUAUAAAGGCAUCCUUGUCUUGUGAGUAUAAGCACGAGCUUCUUUCGGAUUUAAGGCAAGCUCUUGAUAAUCUCUCUUUAAAAACCGCGAGGGCAGAGAUUGCAACCUUGGGAAGCAGGAUGGUUAGUGUUUUUGUGAUAACCGAAAAUGAAGGGAACAUUGAGCAUGAUGAGGAUACUGAAAGACGAGAAUUUCUUGCUAGUUCGAUUCGUCAGGCUUUAAGGUCAGUGCUUGAUAAAUUUUAUGCAUCGGAGGAGUUAUCUUCAAGAAACGCUCUCUCGAGCAAGAGACAGAGAGUUUCGUUCCUGAAUCCUUCAAGCUCGUCUUCUUUAGGAGAUUUCUGCUGAAAAAAAAAAAAGUUACUUUCAUUGAUAGAGCAUAUCUUCCUUUCAUCGCCUUUCUAUGUCUAGACUAGAUAGCUUGGUUAUAAAGUAGCGAUACACGGGUUAAUUGCAAAUGUUUUGGCAUACAUGUCUUCUGGCAGCAUUGGAUCAGAUUUGUAUGAUACCACAUAUACAUGUUUUUGUAUAUAUAAACGGGAAAACCUUCUGUAUUUGUUAUAACGUGAAUAAUAGAUCAAAUCCAUUGAAAGA
This is a messenger RNA of Ipomoea triloba (trilobed morning glory), 1216 nucleotides long. RefSeq names its product transcription factor bHLH30-like. The record is from RefSeq and is a predicted model, not a curated record. Gene Ontology annotation, molecular function: protein dimerization activity; DNA-binding transcription factor activity. The coding region runs from base 206 to 970 and encodes 254 amino acids. NCBI's taxonomy places the organism in Eukaryota, Viridiplantae, Streptophyta, Magnoliopsida, Solanales, Convolvulaceae. The transcript is spliced from 2 exons. Gene Ontology annotation, biological process: regulation of DNA-templated transcription.